This is a messenger RNA of Schistocerca serialis cubense, 2756 nucleotides long. RefSeq names its product E3 ubiquitin-protein ligase RNF12-like. NCBI's taxonomy places the organism in Eukaryota, Metazoa, Arthropoda, Insecta, Orthoptera, Acrididae. The record is from RefSeq and is a predicted model, not a curated record. The transcript is spliced from 4 exons. Bases 299 to 1888 code for a protein of 529 amino acids.
UGCGUAAGAAUUCUCAAACAACUGGAAGGGUUCUGUCUUCGUAUUAUAUGCUGUAUUGUGUGCUUUGGAGGUGUGGUAGCGCCAUUGUGGUUGUUUAGAUUUGUAGGGGAAGAGAGGUGCGGCUUGUGGUAUCCGUGCUGGGGAAGGCUGCUAUAUUUACUGUGUCCUGAACUAACCUACUCUUUGGACUACACUACAGGUAAGUCGCCACCACAACCAAGAUUUCAGGUACAAGCUGGUACACCAGAUCAGGCAGCAGAAUUGCGAAACUUAAUACUUCCGGCUGAACAGUCCAUUAAUGUCUGAAGCAGUUGUGGAGCAGCCUCGAUGUUACAGGAAACACAAUGUGGGAUUAAAUGGAGUGCUGUCAAACCCUGUACAACCUGUAACUCAUUCAGAGUGUACUUCAGAUCAGUUGGAGAACCACACUAAUAACAUUGCAAUGGAAGACCCUACAAGUGCAACUGAACCUACAGCACAUAGUCUCAGAAGUACAACAGCGCGGUCUCGCAGAUGGGAUGCAUUGCACAUUCCUGGUGAUGGGACAAACACGGCACUUGAACUAAUGCCAAGAGGAGUCACACAGCGUACCCGUAGCAGGGUGUCACGACCACCACAUGGACAAGGCUUCAGUGCCAGUUCUGAUGAAAGAAUUGGUAGGGAGGUUGUUGUUUUGCAAAAGUGUGAUGAACAGCAGAGUUCACAACAACAAAGAUCUGACAGAGAUACAGUUAUACCACAACCAUCUGUUGGAGGGACAAGUAUGUCUCCCAUUCAUCAUGGAGAAGUGAGAGCCACUUGCAGUCAAGCUAUGGAUGUGAAUGUCUCUCACAGUCGUCGUACAGUGCCAAGUGAUAGGCAGGGACGUAGUGUGACAAGAGAUGUUCCGUACACUCGUGUUCGUGUAGCAAGUUCUCCUCGCAGCCAUGCGAGAGAGACAAAUGACACUCAUAGCCACAGUAGGGAGGGGAAUGCAUCUGCACCUCGUGGCAGAGAGGCGAAUGGUCCAACCAGGAAUGGCAGAGAAACGAGUGUCACAGAGGAACAUGGUGAGGUGGCUGGUGGUCGUCAACCUUGCCCAAGACUCAGGCACCGGAGUCAUGUGAGGGAGACUAAUGCUACUCAGAGCCAAGAUAGGGAGGCAAGUGCCCCUGUAGCUCAUGGCAGAGAGGCAGACAGCCCAACCAGAAAUGGCAGAGAAAUGAGUGUUGCAGAUGAACAUGGCGAGGCAGCUGCUAGUCACCAACCUUGCCCUAGGCUCAGACGUCGUGCUUUGCCAGACCGAGGUAUCAGAAGAAACAGUACAAAUCAAGAAAGGGAACCUUAUUCACUUAGACCAAGAGGUGAGCGACCAAAUUACAGUGUAGCUGCUGGUCAUCGUAGAAGAACUCAACCAAAUUGGCGGACACAAUUGAGAACACAGAUGAGGCAGUACAUGGAUGAAAUUUUUGCUGCCUAUGUGAAUGCAAUGUUAUUUGGAAAUCAGAAACGUGAGGUCAAGGAUCUUCCAGAAGUUGCAAUAAAUGAGGAGCAAGUUAACUCAGGUCUGAAAUGUUCAGUGUGCUUGUUAGAUUUUGUACUGGAUGAAAUAGUACAUAAGCUGCCUUGUGACCAUUUAUACCACAAAAAUUGUAUAAUACCAUGGCUUGAGCAGAAUGAUAACUGCCCAAUGUGCAGAAGGCCUGUUGAUGAUGAUGAUGACGAUGAUGAUAUUGAUAUUCUUCCGGAUGAUGACGACGAUGACGAUGAUGAUCCAGGUAACCAAAGGGCUCGUUUCCGAAUAGUUGUUGGAGAUGCAGAUGUCACUGUUAUCGCUCAUGACAGUGCUAAUGAAUCUUCAGCCUCUGACACUGAUUUCGAAGUAUUUAUGAAUUCUGAUGAGUACUGAAGCUACUGAAUGGGCUCGUUUCCGAAUAGUUGUUGGAGAUGCAGAUGUCACUGUUAUCGCUCAUGACAGUGCUAAUGAAUCUUCAGCCUCUGACACUGGUUUCGAAGUAUUUAUGAAUUCUGAUGAGUACUGAAGCUACUGAAUAUUACGACUGAUUUAUCCAUUUGAAGAUUUGGGACACAUUUUUGUGUACUCAGUAUGGGAAUGUAUUUUCAUCAAUUCCCAUUACAUACUAUCAAAUAUAUAGACUGAAUGUUUCCAGAAUCAUUUUCAGACACUCUACUUACAACUGUGUUACAGUGCAAAAAGUUUUACAAACAGUAGUUUUUAACAGCAGCUGUGAUUGGAUGCUGUCUGAAUGAGAGGGAGGUCCUAGCACUCUUUCAACAUACCGCGUAGACCAACGCUUCAGUAGUGUACAAUUAGUGAUUUUCUCCCUUUACUGUCCCCAAAUACAUCCACACCAAGAAUAACUUUUUGUGACUUGUUUGAAUGGCUCUUCUGUAAUGCAUAUGGAGGGGGGGGGGGGGGGCUGAAAGCAGUUGUGCUGGGAAACUACUUGUAUAGUGUUUGUGAUUAUUAAAAGAUAUUUAAACGUAGUGAAUAUUAAAUGGUAAACACACUAUUGGUUCCAUAAAUCAUAACUUAAAUGUCUGUUUAUUGUUACAAUGUCUACUGUGUCUAUAGCCUCAUACUCUCAACAAAGUAUCAUAAACUGAUUAUAUAUUUAUUUAUUGUACAAAUAGUAACUGAGAUUUUUAUGUUAUAUGCAUUGUUUUUACUUUAUCGGCCUAUUGAUAUCUGAGAAAAGUAUCCUACUUGGAGUUUGUUUCAAUGAACUGUAGCUGAAAUACAGUUGUACAUUUCA